AUGUUUAAGAUAAAGGCUCUUGCUGCUUUGCUGGCCUUCACAGUCAGCACGUUCGCGGCCAGUAGAACCUCUCCACCUGCUGGUGCCCUUGUUGUCGGCCCAGGCUUUUAUUCAACCGUUCAAGCAGCUGUUAACGCACUCAAAUCAACGUCUCAAGAGCAAAUCAUUUUUAUCAACCCAGGCACUUACAAUGAGCAAGUAACUAUUAAUAAGCUCGCUGGACCACUCACCAUCUAUGGCUACACUCAAAAUACAGCAUCCUACGCCUCCAACACGGUUACCAUAGCUGCUUCUCACAGUUUGUUAGAUGAGGCUACUGAUGAUGCAACCGGAACACUGCGUGUGGAGACAACUAAUUUCAAGCUGUAUAAUGUCAAUGUUGUCAACUCACAUGGCAGCGGUUCACAGGCCUUGGCUGUAUCUGCAAAUGCUGGGAAUCAAGGCUACUACGCCUGUUCUUUCAAAGGCUUCCAAGAUACCUUGCUCGCAGAAACAGGCGCUCAGCUCUAUUCACGUUGCUACAUUGAAGGCGCUACCGAUUUCAUCUUUGGCCAGCAAGCCACAGCCUGGUUCGAGAAAUGCACGAUUGGCGUACUCCCUGCUUCCAUCGGCUAUAUAACUGCAUCCGGACGCACAUCGAAUUCAGCUAGUUAUUAUGUCUUCAACGGGGCCACCAUAGGGGCAGCUCCGGGUAAAAGCGUAACCAGCGGGGUGUAUUACCUUGGUCGGCCGUGGGGUGAUUAUGCCCGAGUUGCAUACCAGUCUUGUUCCAUGAGCAAUGUGAUUAAUGGUGCGGGUUGGCAUAUUUGGAACACGGGCGACGAACGAACAGACCAUGUCUCUUUUGGUGAGUAUUCAAACUCAGGAGCUGGGGCAUCAGGUAUAAGGGCGUCAUUUGCCACGAAACUCAGUAGUGCUUUGACGAUUGGAAGUAUUCUAGGUAGUAGUUACGCUUCACAGUAUUAUGUGGAUACGUCGUAUCUUUGA
Messenger RNA from Trichoderma virens Gv29-8, 987 nucleotides. RefSeq names its product carbohydrate esterase family 8 protein. Gene Ontology annotation, biological process: cell wall modification. The record is from RefSeq and is a predicted model, not a curated record. Gene Ontology annotation, molecular function: pectinesterase activity. The transcript is spliced from 2 exons. NCBI's taxonomy places the organism in Eukaryota, Fungi, Ascomycota, Sordariomycetes, Hypocreales, Hypocreaceae. Bases 1 to 987 code for a protein of 328 amino acids.